AUCCGAUCCAUCCGAUCCAUCCGAUCCCGUCUGUUCGCAUCCUGCCAGUCCUCUCUUGGCUGAAUCCUUCCGUUCGCGCUCCCUUCUCAGACCCCUAUCCUCAGAUCAUCAUUUGAACCUAUCAUCUGGCCGCCAUGUCUUCCUCUGGAUCCAGCUCCUGCCCCUGCCCCAAGCCCUGUGGCUGCUCCCAAGGUGCCGGUGCCGCGGGAUGCUCCUGCUCCAAGCGCAAGCUCCAGUCCCAGAGCGAGCCCAGCAACAAGCGCCCCAAGGCCUGCAACUGCGCCGAUGGCUGCACCUGUUCGCAGGGUGGCCAGCCGUGUGGGUGUUCCUCCAAGACCAGCUGCGACUGCAGCUCCGGCUGCAAAUGCACCGCCGACGGCAAGCCCUGCUCGUGCAAGUCCGGUCUCUGCAAAUGCCCAGACGGCUGCAAGUGCAACCAGGGCUCGGGCAAGCCCUGCUCUUGCCCCAUCGGCAGUUCAUGCCACUGUGAUGUCUCUUGUCACUGCACCAGCUCGGGCAAGCCUUGCUCGUGCUCGAUCCAAGCGACGUGCAAGUGCGCCAGCACCUGCACCUGCACCGACUCGGGCGCGCCGUGCAAAUGCACUUCGCCUUGCAAGUGCGAUGGAUCGUGCAAGUGCCUAGACUCCGCCAAAGGCGCCAAGAUCUGCAAGUGCGCCAGCAGUCAGUGCCACUGCGAUCAGUCUUGCAAGUGCGCUGCUGGCGGAAAGCCCUGCUCUUGUCCUUCCGAGUCCUCCAAGUGCAGCUGUGGAUCCGGCUGCAAAUGCACUGCCGACGGAAAGCCCUGCACCUGUGGCCCGACGGUCUCGUGCCGCUGCGGCGGGCAAUGCAAGUGCACCUCCGGCGGCAAGCCUUGCUCCUGCCAGCCGGGCUCAACCUGCAAGUGCCAUGCCUCCUGUACCUGCACGGCCAGUGGCAAGCCUUGCACCUGUGCUGUCAAGUCAACCUGCCAUUGCUCCAAAGCUUGCACUUGCACCGCGAGCGGCGAGGCCUGCCACUGCCAAGCCUGCCACUGCGAUGGCUCGUGCAAAUGCCUCGAGUCCUCCAAGACCUGCGAGUGCUCGUCCAAGGUCAAGUGCACCUGUGGCCAAGGCUGCCAGUGCUCAAAGUCGGGCGAAGCGUGCUCCUGCAAGCCCAAUGAGUCCUGCAAGUGCUCCUCGGGCUGCACCUGCACAAAGUCGGGCGACAAGUGCGUCUGCAAGCCCGCGUCGACCUGCCGAUGCCAUGGAUCGUGCAAGUGCACCAGCAGCGGCAAGCCAUGCAGCUGCAACCAGACGCCAUGCAAAUGCGAUCAGUCGUGCCACUGCUCCGACUCUGGCAAGCCGUGCGCCUGUGCAGGUGAAUGCAAAUGCCCGUCAGGAUGCAAGUGCUCUGGCUCGCCGUGCCAAUGCGGCUCAUCCAGCACCGAGCCGGGUCCUUCUGGUCAAGCCGCCGCCGCCGCCGCCGCCCCCUCGCCCAAGGGUAAGCAGCCUGCCUCAUCCCCGGCCAAGGGAUCGUGCUGCUCCAAGUAAUUUCAUCGACUAGGCAGCGCCGUGGCAUGGCCAGUUCAUCGCCCUGAUGGCUAUUUCCGAUGUCAUGCCCCACUUGCCCGCUCUAUCGAGCUGGCCAUUCAACGGAUAUUCCACGGCCAUUUUUCUGCUUCAAUCGGGGUUCCAGAUCUUUCGGUUCAACCGACAACAUUCCUUUCCAAACGUUAUAAUUUCAUUGCAACUCCUGGCCCACCUACGCUAUAUGAGCGGUUAACAUUCAAUAAAACCAUACAGCUAAGCAAAGACGCUUUACUGCGGGCCAAUGGGGGUGCUCUUGGCGGGUACUGAUGGAC
Messenger RNA from Polychytrium aggregatum, 1840 nucleotides. RefSeq lists its product as uncharacterized. The coding region runs from base 135 to 1529 and encodes 464 amino acids. NCBI's taxonomy places the organism in Eukaryota, Fungi, Chytridiomycota, Chytridiomycetes, Polychytriales. The transcript has 2 exons. The record is from RefSeq and is a predicted model, not a curated record.